Messenger RNA from Anoplopoma fimbria (sablefish), 2981 nucleotides. It is a transcript of the gene lsm14aa, whose product is annotated as LSM14A mRNA processing body assembly factor a. Lineage: Eukaryota; Metazoa; Chordata; Actinopteri; Perciformes; Anoplopomatidae. The transcript is spliced from 9 exons. Gene Ontology annotation, molecular function: mRNA binding. The coding region runs from base 146 to 1579 and encodes 477 amino acids. Gene Ontology annotation, biological process: P-body assembly; cytoplasmic stress granule assembly. The record is from RefSeq and is a predicted model, not a curated record. Gene Ontology annotation, cellular component: P-body.
AGGAUGAGGUAGCCAUGUUGUUGUAGCGGUGACGGUGGCAAAGAGAAGCGACCCGGAGAACCUCUGCAUAGAACCUCUGCGUAGAACCUCUGCGUAGAACCUCAGUGCUCCGCUGCCCGCAGCCCCGCAGACCCGCAGCGGCACCAUGAGCGGCGGGACGCCCUACCUGGGCAGCAAGAUCAGCCUGAUCUCCAAAGCAGAGAUCCGCUACGAGGGCAUCCUGUACACCAUCGACACCGAGAACUCCACCGUGGCGCUGGCCAAAGUGCGCUCCUUCGGCACCGAGGACCGGCCCACCGACCGGCCCAUCCCGCCUCGAGACGACACCUUCGAGUACAUCAUCUUCAGAGGCAGCGACAUCAAGGACCUGACGGUGUGCGAGCCGCCCAAGCCGACAUGCUCUCUUCCUCAGGACCCGGCCAUCGUCCAGUCCUCCAUGAGCUCCAGCUCCUCGUCCUCGGCCGCCGCCGCCCCGACCCCGUUCCAGUCUGCCGGCUCCUACGGCCUCUUCAACCGGGCUCCGGUUCCUGCCUACAACCAGUUCAGCACCAGCCCCCUGGUUUCCCCCCAGUUUGGACCCGUUGGUGUUGGACGCAGCAGCCCCGGCCUGGACCCUUUAAGGAAGAGCCCCACCCUGGAGCAGGUGAUCCAGAGCGCCCCGUCGGCACCCCCCACCUCCACCACUACGGCCCCCGGCCUGGGACGCAGGAGCCCCCCCCACGCUCGCACGGCCCCGCCCACCUCCGGCCAGAAGAUCCAGCUUCAGGACGGCAUGGACACGAGGAGGGGUGAGACGGUCCGGGGAGGACGCAGCAGCCAUGGCUGGUCUGCACCGCGGACCAUCUCCUCCUCUCUGCUCUCGGCUGUAGAUAGAGCGCCCCCUGCAGGGCUCACUCACUCCGUCUUCAGCCACCCAGCGGCUGCUGGAGCUCCGGCUAACCGGCGAGGGCGGGGGGGUGGACACCGCGGCCGAGGACGCUUCAACGUCCGCCGGGACGGACCCAUGAAGUUUGAGAAGGACUUUGACUUUGAGAGCGCCAACGCUCAGUUCAACAAGGAGGAGAUCGACAGGGAGUUCCAGAGCAAGCUCAAGCUGAAAGACGAGAAGACGGAGAAGACGGAGAAAGCGGUGAAUGGAGAGGAGAAGGGCGACUCUGUAGCAGAGACCCAGACCAGUGAAGGAGGUGCUGAGGAGGAGGGAGACCCGCUGGGCCCCAACUGUUACUACGACAAGUCCAAGUCCUUCUUCGACAACAUCUCCUGUGACGACACCAGGAAAGCUAAUGAGAAGUCUGGAGUCUCCGGGUUCCCCAGGGAGCGGAGGCAGACCUGGGCGGAGGAGAGGAGGAUGAACGCAGAGACGUUUGGACUCCCUCUCCGUCACGGCCGAGGACGAGGAGGUUACCGUGGACGAGGAGGAAUGGGCUUCAGAGGAGGUCGGGGUCGCUCGGCAAGCCGAGGCUCCUUCGGUCCGCCGCAGGGAGGAGGCGGCUUCAGAGGAGGUUACCGGGGAAACCAGGCCGGCAGGGAGUUUGCUGACCUAUCAGCAUACAGGAAGGACAACAAAGUGUCAGCGUAGUCUUCAUGGAGAGGUUCUCCUCCAGGAACCCAGCGGUGUUCUGACUCAGAGAACCAGGACGUUCUACUAGUUGUAUAUUUGUCACCAGCACUGAGGACAGACGGCGAGAACACAACGGGAGACAACCAUCGCCAACAUCCCAUAAUAAGUUCUAAUAAUGUAUAAAUGUCAUGUUUCAUUUCUCUCCACCUCAAUCAGAUGCUGACACAUGUGAACACUCACCUUCAUCCCCCCCCUCUUCAUCCCCCCUCCUCCUCAUCCCCCUCCUCUGCAUCACCUCCUCUUCCUCCAGUGUUUGUAGAGGAGGCUCCACCUCUUAAAGGGACAGUAGUGAUGUUUAGAGAUCAACACUAACAGAAUCCGUUCACUCUUCAGUCACACCAGACUUCAUUCACAAAACCCCUCGUUUAACAGCAGAACGUUGCUGCAGCAGAACGUUGCUGCAGCAGAACGUUGCUGCAGUAGAACUGAGUCUGAACGUCUCUACCGUCCCUUUAACGUUGGCGUGGGGAGUCAACACGUCUCCUCUGGUUAUCAGAGCAGACGGACCACAGGUCAAAGUUCAUCUGCUGCUCUUAGUUUCCUCUCCUUCACUCGUGGUGCUCCAGGUGUUUAGAGCUGCAGUGGAACCCUCAGAUCUUUCCUUCAGGCCUCCAGCAGAACGAUAUGGAAGAUUAAAAAUGUCAAGUCAAACAAUGAUGUGAACCUGUUUCUGUUUAGGACAAUUAUCAAAUGUUUUCUCUUUCAUAACAUGAAGUCAGAGCUUUGUUCUAGUUCAGACCUGCUGUUAUUGAUAAACAGUGACGAGGGUUUAUUCAUAAACAGUGACGAGGGUUUAUUCAUAAACAGUGACGAGGGUUUAUUCAUAAACAGUGACGAGGGUUUAUUGAUAAACAGUGACGAGGGUUUAUUCAUAAACAGUGACGAGGGUUUAUUCAUAAACAGUGACGAGGGUUUAUUGAUAAACAGUGACGAGGGUUUAUUCAUAAACAGUGACGAGGGUUUAUUCAUAAACAGUGACGAGGGUUUAUUCAUAAACAGUGACGAGGGUUUAUUCAUAAACAGUGACGAGGGUUUAUUCAUAAACAGUGACGAGGGUUUAUUAAACAUGAUCACGUUUCAUCGUUUUCACAUCUGUCCAAUCAGACCUGACCUCUGAUCGACUUUAUGAACGGCGUCCUCACUGUGUUGUGAUUUGAUUUCUAGUUAUGAAGACAGACGCUCUUUGUCCUGAACAUGUUUCUUGUUGAAUGAUGUCGGUGAACGUUCACAUAAAGGAAACACAAAUCACCUGUGUUUAUAUUUCACUUCUCUUUGUUUCAUUUGGGCAUUUUACAAUCUUCUGUAGCUCAACGUGUUUGCAAUUUUCUAAUAAACUGUUCCAGAUGUUCUCACCCGUUCA